AUGGUCAAAUUCAACUUCAGCGUGCCGUUCGGCAGCUUGUUCAAGUACAAGCCCCAGAAGUUCAACUUUGCCCUCGAGCAGGAUAUCAGGUCCAAGUUGGACUCGUUGCCCUCUGUGACCAAGAUAUACAGUAACCCAGACGGAACGCCCCGUGUUCCUAGCGACAGCGAGUUUAAGACGAUUGCAGAUUUGCAGAACUUGUACUACCAGCGGAACUACUCUGAGUGGAACUUUAUUCUUCCUGGGAUCCCUAAGGAACAGUUAGAGUUGUUCAAGGACAACACCCAGGACUUGAAGAACUUCCAGUUUGUCACCAAGGACGCAGGUAAAAUCAUCGACAAGAUUCCAUACAAGGACGAGACUACUGGUGAACUAAAAUGGAGAAUUGUGCGUGAAACCGAGAAAGCUGAGGGCUGGGAAGUGCCUUACUUCUACAUCAUCUUGCCUGCUUUCAUAUACCUCUUAUACUCCAAGUACACGGCACAGCAGAAGAAGAGAGAGCAGGAUGGACCUGAGUGGGCCGAGAAGGAGUUGCGUUUGAGAGCCAUGGAGGACUACUUCCACGGCGACACCGAAAAGGCCAAGGAGUUCUUGUCCAACGAGGGCAAGUCUGCUAGAGAAGUUAGAGACAGAGACGACUUGGUGGUGGCCAGAAUCUUGGCCGGUGACUACGACCGUUUGUCUGAAUUGAAGAAGAAGUUGCCAAAGGACUUGGUUCCAAAGGUAGAGAAGGAUGAGAAGGUGAGCAUCUGA
Molecule: messenger RNA, 753 nt
Organism: Candidozyma haemuli
Lineage: Eukaryota; Fungi; Ascomycota; Pichiomycetes; Serinales; Metschnikowiaceae
Exons: 1
Coding region: 1-753 (250 amino acids)
Source: RefSeq, a predicted model, not a curated record